Saprolegnia parasitica CBS 223.65 is the source of this 1653-nucleotide messenger RNA. RefSeq lists its product as hypothetical. The record is from RefSeq and is a predicted model, not a curated record. Lineage: Eukaryota; Oomycota; Saprolegniomycetes; Saprolegniales; Saprolegniaceae. The transcript has 5 exons. The coding region runs from base 1 to 1617 and encodes 538 amino acids.
AUGCAUGCGAUCCACCCUGCGCCCCCAGAGGCGCUUGUUCCGACAGCGGUCGUGGUCUGGGACAGGACUUCCGUGUUCCUUAGCGUCGCGCUCGCGGCCAACCUCGUCUCGACGCCGCUGAAGGCGUAUUUGUGCGAGUCGUUUCCGUGGCAAGCCAACGCCCCACCGCCGAUUCUGAGCACAAAUGCGUCGUGGGCGGUCAAAGAAGCGUUCUUAUUGUCGCUGACGGCAGACCGGUACAACGACAGCGUCUUUACUGGCGACGCCAACUACUACGAAGAUGUCUUGGCAUCGACCGUCGUGUACCGUCGUCUCUUGACCCGGCCGAUAUCGCCCAUCACCAACUGUGCCUUCGACGUCGCGACGCACGUCAACGGCGGUCUCUUCUUGUCGCUGCGCACCCAGUCGGCGCUGUGUGGUUUUGCUGCGUCCAUCGACAGCCCGAUGCUGCGCUCGUGCUUUGAGACGCGGACGAUGGGCACUGUCGACCGGUACGGCUGCCUCUGGUCCGCGCGACGCCACGGGUCGGACUCGAAUGCGACGCUUUGGCUCUACUCGGCCUUCCAGCUCAAUGCAUCGCACGAUUUCCUGAUCGGAAAGCUCGUGUUUCGAAUCGUCUUGACGCUGUACAUGGCCCGGCGGGUUUGGGUCGAGUACUAUGCCCACUACGCCGUGCUGCGAACGCAGUGUGCGCGACUGCCCCACGCGGCGACGUGCAAAAUCUAUAUAGGCGACCCGACGAGCAUUUUCUUGCUGCACCCGGUCGUGUGCCUCUGCUUAGCGAUCGACAUGUGGCUCAGCGUCAAUGUUGUCGCCAACCAAGUGGUUGCCGUCCUCCAGCUCGAGAGCCUUUCCGCAUUCUUAUUUGGGUACUUCUACCUCUCGCGCUGCGUGUGGCUCUGUUACGCCUGCAUGGCCUGCACUUCGGUCGUGCUCAAGCGAUGCCACUGGGAACAUGUCUUCCCGCCCAUGGACCCAACGCUCGUGGCCGUCGUCGCAACGGCGCUCGUCGGACCGCUCACGUAUCUGCAAGGCAACAGCAUGUGCAUUCAAGCCUACGCAUGGGUCCUCAACGUCUCGGCCAGCUCCCCCAACGCCACGGAAGGUGCGUACGCAGUCCUGCUCUACACGUGCUCAAUCGGUGCGCUGCCACUUGUGCAUGGUGCCUUGCAGUAUGCGCUCUGCCGACGACGCUAUGGUGCGCAGCGUGGGCUGAUCAACUAUGCAUCGCAUCAGUACAACGAUGUCAAAAGCUUGGUGGUGCUGGCCCUCCCUUUUCGCUCGCUCGGGCGCGUGCCCCAUACCUGUGGCGGGUCGCUCUACCAUGUCUUUGAUCAGUUCCCGGGCUUGAAGCGGUCACCGUGCAUUAGUCAACGCGGCACCGACUGCUUCGUGCUCGUCUUGAAUUGCGCCAAGCACCCGCUGGAGCUGCGCCGCCUGAGUUUGCUCUACCAUGGCCUCGAUAGGACACGUGCGGCGCAGGCGCCCAACGUCGUCGCGACGAAAGGGCCCGUUAUCUUUGGGCACGUCGAGCUGCAGACGUCAUGCGCGAGCUCCCGAGGCACGCGCAUCGUCCUGCUUGAGUCGUCGCUUUUCCCGAGUCCAUGGAUUGAAUAGCUGCCACGCCCAUGCUAUUAUAUCGUAUUUUUGAAC